AGUAUCUGAGCCGUGCUGACGUUGGUGCUGUCCAAAGUGAUGAUGGCGUCCAUAGAGCAGUCCCUCCUGGAUCUGACAGAUAAAGAAACCCGGGAGAAGCUGUCGUUGUGGGACCGCCGCACGGACGCCAUGGCCCCUCUGACGGAGCGGCAGAUGGACUCUGUGCUGGAGCUGCGAGCCGCCGCAGAGGCGCUGCCUGUCCCCUCUGAGCUCCCCAUUGAAGACUUGUGCAGCCUGUCGUCCCGAUCCUUACAGUCCUUUAGUGCCACAGUGCCCGCGUCCACAGAGGACGUGCUGCUCAAGGGCUUUCAGAUGCUGGACAUGGAGAAUGACAGGAUAGAAACCGCGCAGCAGUUUUUUGCCUGGUUUGCCAAGUUACAAGCCAGCAUGGACCAAGAUGAUAUCGCAAAAUACAGGAAAACAAGGGAUGAUCUAUAUUGCUACCAAGAGCAAUGUGAUGCUAUUCUUAAAGAUGUUAGUGCUGCGUUAGACCAGCUGGACUCACUUCAGAAACAGUACCUUUUUGUGUCUAACAAGACCGGUACUCUCCACGAGGCCUGUGAACAACUCCUCAAAGAGCAGUCUGAGCUUGUUGACCUGGCUGAGAACAUUCAACAGAAGCUGUCAUAUUUUAAUGAGUUAGAAAACAUAAACACAAAACUAAACUCACCAACAUUGUCUGUAAAUAGUGAAGGCUUUAUACCAAUGCUUUCUAAACUUGAUGACUGCAUUGAAUAUGUUUCCUCCCAUCCUAAUUUUAAGGAUUAUCCUGUUUAUAUGGCCAAGUUUAAACAAUGUCUUUCAAAAGCUAUGCACUUUAUGAAGAUCCAUAUUGUAAACACUAUGCAGAACCUUACGAGUCAAUUAACAAAAAGGGAUCCAAUGGGCCUGGCAAAUGCAGACAAUGCCUUUACACUUUAUUACGUUAAGUUUCGAGCAGCUGCGCCUAAAGUUAGAACUUUAAUUGAACAGAUUGAACAGCGAGCAGAGAAAAUUCCUGAAUAUCAGCACCUCCUAGAUGAGAUUCACCAGUGUUACCUAGACCAGAGAGAGCAGCUGCUGAGCCCCAGUAUUACAUCCACCAUUACAGACCUGACCAACCAAAACAGCAAAGAUCACUGCGCUCUGGUUCGCAGCGGCUGUGCUUUCAUGGUGCAUGUGUGCCAGGAUGAACACCAACUGUAUAAUGAGUUUUUCUCCAAGCCUACGCCCAAACUAGACGAGUUGUUAGAGAAGCUGUGUUUGUCUUUAUAUGACGUCCUCCGGCCAAUGAUUAUCCACAUCAUCCACCUGGAAACACUCUCAGAGCUCUGCAGUAUCCUCAAGAACGAAAUGUUGGAAGAUCACGUUCAAAACAAUGCGGCACAGUUGGGAGCCUUUGAUGCGGUGGUGAAGCAGAUGCUGGAGGAUGUUCAGGAACGGCUUGUGUAUAGAACGCAUAUUUACAUCCAGACAGACAUCACGGGAUACAACCCGGCUCCAGGAGAUCUGGCAUAUCCGGAAAAAUUAGAAAUGAUGGAGAGAAUUGCUCAGAGCUUGAAGGAGGAGCAGAUGAAGCAGAUGUCGCAGGAAGCCUCGUUUUCUGAUGUCCAACUGGAGGAAGGUGACAGUAGAAGGAACAGUACUGCUGGAAGCAUGGAAUCAUCUCGCCUACAAACGUCCAUCUCUCCUGCUGAUCUGCACGGCAUGUGGUACCCGACUGUUAGACGAACACUAGUUUGUCUUUCCAAGCUCUACAGAUGCAUAGAUCGUGCUGUCUUCCAAGGUUUAUCUCAAGAAGCCUUAUCUGCCUGCAUCCAAUCUCUGCUCAAAGCCUCAGAAAUCAUCCUCAAAAACAAGACACAAAUAGACGGGCAACUUUUCCUGAUCAAGCACCUGCUGAUAAUGCGUGAACAGAUUGCCCCAUUUCACACCGAUUUUGCCAUCAAGGAAAUCUCACUGGACCUGAAGAAAACACGAGAUGCUGCCUUCAAAAUCCUCAACCCCAGGGCUGUUCCCAAACUCUUCCACCUUAACAGUCACAAUGCCAUCUUGGAGUUCCUAUUGGAGGGAACACCAGAGAUAAAGGAGCACUACAUUGACUCUAAGAAGGAUGUGGACCGGCACUUGAAGUUCAGCUGUGAGCAGUUCAUUCAGCAGCAGACUCAGAUCUUUGUGGGGAGCCUUGAGGAGUUUCUCACCAAGGUUGCAGCUCUUAAAACGACGGCUAUUCAAGGUGGUCCGACAUACAAUCUGGCUCAGCAACCUUGGGCACAGCCAGCAAAGAUCAACGAUAUAGUGAUGGCUACCUACCGAGUGAUGAAGAGCAAGCUGCCAAGCACUUUGCAGAGCAUGUCCUUGUACUUGGCCAAUAGAGACACUGAAUUCAUUCUUUUCAAGCCUGUCCGGAAUAACAUCCAGCAGGUAUUCCAGAGACUGCACUCUUUGCUUCAGGAGGAAUACAGCGGAGAGGACCUUCAAAUCAUCGCAUGUCCAUCUAUGGAACAGAUUAACCUUCUGCUGUCUGCGAAUAAGUAAUACCUGAGUUUGGUGUUGAAAUGCAAAGGAACGAGCUGGAUGGCACUGUGAUGUCGCAACAGCGGCCGUGACCAGGAGCCAGGUCUGAGAGAUGACGAGAGAACCGCGGGGAACGGUGCAAGCGGGGAAAAUCUGCACAUGACCAAAGAUACAGGCUUCUAGUGGGUUCAAGACAGUCACAUGAAUUGGUAUUAUUUUAUAGCAUCAAAAUACUGCCAUUCGGGUGAUGUGUAGCAGUGGAGAGAACUUUCUGAAUAAAGGAGCACAUAUCUCUUAAAGCAUAUGAAGAAGUUGUACACUACUAGUGUGUAGUAGGGUGGUGGGAAGAUGCAUUGUUCACAAAGCUAACUGGAGAUUGGUAAGAGUUUUUCAUGAGCCAGGUAAAGGCCUAUUGAUCAACUUGUACUCGUUUAGAUUUCUUUGAUGGAUUGGUAAAAACAACAUGCUGCAAAAAUCUUUUUAGUCAUUUAUUUUAAAAUGCAACAGACUUGUAAUAUUUAAAAGAACUCUAUUACGAGUUGAACUCCAGGCUCUCAGGUCCCAUCUGGUCCCCCCUGAUUAAAAGCCUCACAACAAUUGAGUUGUAACAUACUUCCACAUUCUUACCCACACUAUUUUUGUUAUUCUGUUGCAAAUAUGUAAAAAUAAAGAGUUGUUUUAUACAUUUGUUUUAUACCUAGGUUCAUUAAAAUACCGAUUUGUUGGCCUAAGCAGCUUUGCACUGUAUUCAUGUUUCCUACGAGUAACAAAGGAAGCAGGACUCUUGUCAGUAACAUUAGUUUUCAUGUGUUCUAUGUGAGAUGAUUUGUACAGCUCUACUAUUUAUGAACUUUCUGAUUAAAACAAGAUUAAUGAUG
Boleophthalmus pectinirostris (great blue-spotted mudskipper) is the source of this 3374-nucleotide messenger RNA. It is a transcript of the gene cog3, whose product is annotated as component of oligomeric golgi complex 3. The transcript has 23 exons. Gene Ontology annotation, cellular component: COG complex; cis-Golgi network; membrane. Bases 40 to 2517 code for a protein of 825 amino acids. Lineage: Eukaryota; Metazoa; Chordata; Actinopteri; Gobiiformes; Gobiidae. The record is from RefSeq and is a predicted model, not a curated record. Gene Ontology annotation, biological process: intracellular protein transport; intra-Golgi vesicle-mediated transport; Golgi organization.